AUGUCGCCGAAUCCGUUGGUAUCGUAUUCCGAUUCGGAAUCCGACCACGAGGAGAAGGGGACAAAGGAGCCAAGGAAUGAACUUCCACCCCUUCCAGCCUCAUUCCAUGAUCUCUAUUCAGCCAACGCGCGUACUUCCACCACCGACGACCCCAGUCUCCAUGGCGGCCGAAAACGAGCUAUACCGCACAUCGAGGGCAACUGGCCUAGUCAUGUAUACCUGGAGUGGAUUCCGUCGCAAACAGAGUCAGAGCAACUGCACCAACUUAUAGAGACCGUGAAGGAAGCAAUCGAAAAACUUAACAAGGAGAGGAUAAAACCUCUGCCUAUACCGGACAUUACACCUUCUCUACGGUCUCCGCUUGGGGCAUCAUUGCCCCUGCAUAUCUCACUUUCCCGGACCCUGCACAUCAAAACUGAUGAUCGAGAGGCGUUCCUGGAAACCCUCAGAGGAAGGAUACGAAAGUCAAGCGUGCACCCUUUCGAGAUCCGUUUUGCGAACUUGAAGUGGGUGCCUAACUAUGAGCGGAAUCGGUGGUUCCUCUUGCUUGGGAUCGAGAAGCCGCCAGGCGAUGAGCUGAACAGGUUGUUAGAAGCUUGCAAUGCAGCAUGUUCGGAUUAUAGAUACCCGGAACUCUAUGUCGGUGGGAAGGGUGAUGGGCCGAUGGAAGAUGAUAUAAACGAGGACGGGAGCAGAGCGAAGAGGAGGAGAAUGAGCAGCACCACUAAGCCAAACGGUUCUAAGGAAGCAAGUGUUCCUAUGUCAACCGAUCGAAGCGAAUAUUUUCACAUCAGCAUAGCUUGGAACCUCGUCGAGCCCGCACCUGAGUACGUCGAGCUGGUACGAGAUAUCGCCAUCGCAGAAACAGUACAGGUUCCUCCUAUAUCAUUCACGGCGGUCAAAGCAAGGAUCGGAAACACUGUGCAUAAUAUUCGUUUAGGUAAAGCAGCCAGUGCUGACAGAAGAGCUGGCAUAUUAGGGCUAGGAUGA
Molecule: messenger RNA, 990 nt
Organism: Westerdykella ornata
Lineage: Eukaryota; Fungi; Ascomycota; Dothideomycetes; Pleosporales; Sporormiaceae
Exons: 2
Coding region: 1-990 (329 amino acids)
Biological process (GO): U6 snRNA 3'-end processing
Cellular component (GO): nucleus
Molecular function (GO): 3'-5'-RNA exonuclease activity
Source: RefSeq, a predicted model, not a curated record